Molecule: messenger RNA, 2507 nt
Organism: Paramecium pentaurelia
Lineage: Eukaryota; Ciliophora; Oligohymenophorea; Peniculida; Parameciidae
Source: the annotation of a GenBank genome assembly
AUGAAUAGAAAUAAAGACUUGGAUGAACUUCUCUUUAAAAAGAACACUGAAUAAAAAUAAGACUAAGAGAAACCUCCCUAUUCUCACAUAGAUAUUACAAUAACAUCUUAUAGUGAAAUAUCAGAUGGAACUCCAAAUAAAUUUCCAAUAAAAAAAGUUUAUACGGAAUAAAAUUGCUUUUAGCAUUAAAAGAAUAGAAUAUUAACUCAGGAAGAAUAAAUUCAUUAAUAAAAUCAAUUAUAAGUAUCAAAUUCAAUUCUUGAAUCUAUGACACCAUAAAGAAUGAAUAAAUUAAUUGAUUGGUCUAAAUAUAAUGUAACACCAGGGGAUGGCAAAAAUAUCUUUCCAUAAGUUUAAGGACCCAGUAUAGAAUUUUCAAAUGAAAACUCUUUAAAUUUUAAAUAACCGUAAAAACUUAAUAUCAACAGCGAUAUUCUUUUAAAUAAAUAUAUCGAAAUUGAAGAGAGACUAAAAUUGUUAUAAGCAAAGCAUAAAGAUUUUUCAACUCUUGAAACAUUAAGGGGUAAGAACCUUUAAAUAGCCUCUUAGAAAAUUAUUAGUUAGCAAGAAGUUAUCAGAGCUAAAGAUAAGAUUAUUGAUGAAUUAAAUUUAGAAAUAAAAAAACAGAAAGAUAAUGAUAUUUACAUAAAGGAUCUACUUUAAGAGAUUGAAAAAAAAGAUUAAAUUUUAAGUGAAUUCAAAAAUAAAUCUGACAAGGAUCGAAUAAUUGAAAAUUAAGAAUAAUAAAUUCAAAUUCUAACUAACAGAUUAAAAAAGGAGAUUGAAUAUAGAAAACAAGACGAAAACAUGUUAUCAGAAAUAAAGUUAAAAGAGAUUAAAAGAUCAAGUGUAUUUGAACUAAAUACUAAAUGUCAAUCUUGUACAUAAAGCAAAUAGGAAUUAAAAAAUAUAUUAUAAGAAUGCUCAAUAGAAGAUGAUAAGAAUAUUUUUGAAAGUGAAAUGUCUAUACAAAUUUAAAUUAGAGAGGUGGUAACAUUAUUAUUGACAAAAUAGAGAGAAUAAAUAGAUAUUGCAUUUUAAUAAUAUGAAGAAUAAUUAAAAGAAUUAUCUGAUUAAAUUGAGUAUUUUAAAGAGUAAAAUAAUAAUUUAAUUGAAGAAAAUGAUAAAUUACAUAAUUAAUUAUCAAUAAUCUUAAAUGAAAGAGGAGAACAAGAAAAGAAAUUAUAUGAAGAAUUUGAAAAAGUAAAAAAGAUCAAUUGUUUAUUAAUUUAGGAAAAUUCAGAAUUUAAAUAAUAGUUAAAAUCUCCAAGAAAUUAAGAUCAUAUAAAAUCUAUCGAUUCAGAAAAUUUAGGUCAUUUUAAAUCUAUAUAAACUGAUAGAUCUGGUUUAAAUAAUGAAAUGGCAUAAAUAAAACAAUAAUUCUAAAAUUAAAUAAAAGACUUACUUAUAAAAAUAUCUGAAUAAGAAAAACAAAUUUAAUAAUUAAAGAAUGAUUCAAUUAAAAACUUAUCUUCAUCUAAAAAGAAUUAUAAUUAAUAAAAUCAAACUUCAUAAAAUGAAAUGAAACAAUAAUAUUAAAAACUAAAGGAAAAAGAUAAAAAGAAUAUUGAACUUUAUUCAUAAAUAAAAUAAUUGUAGUAAGUUCAAAAAGAUUACGAAUAAACAAUUUUUGAAUUAAAGGAUGAAUUGGAGAAACAAAAAAAGAAAUUACAAUAAAAAAAUAUAGAAGUGAAGUAAUUAAUGGAAUAAAAUAAAACAUUUUAAGAUAGAAAUACAGAUCUAAAUCAAAAGCUUUAACAAUAAUAUAUUUAAUAGGAAUAUGAUAUGAAAUUGAAUGAUACUAAACAAUCACCAAAUAAUAAAAGCAUUGAGUAAGGCAGAGUGAUUAGUUAAUAUAUUUCAUCAAAUUUGAGUUAAUAAUAAUUAAAUUAAUUAGUGGACGAGUAUAAGAGUUAUCAAUAAGAAUUUAUAGAUUUAAAACAAGUUUUUAACGAAAAGUUAAAAUAACACGAAAUAUUAUAAAAUGUAUUAUUGAUUUUUAUUAUUAUUAGAAAAUAUCAAAGCUUUAACAAGACAAUAAUCAUUUAGUUUAAUAAAAUUAAAAGUUGAUUAUGGAAAAUUAUAGUCAAAAGGAUGAUAAAUUAACAAAAAGAACAUCAGAAGAAAUUACAACAGGAGUAAGGUGUUCAGCUGCAACUGGAGAUUCUAUUAAUAUAAAAUCAUUUAUCUAAUUAGGAGAUGAGGAAUCUUUAAAGAGAAAAUAAUUUAAUAUUCUAGAUCUUAUUUAGCCUGAAUUAAUGUCUACUGAAGAAACACUUUAUAUUCUGAAGGAAAUUCUGGUUCGAUCAGUAAAAUCAAUUGAAUUGAUAAAGAAAAUUUACUAGAUUAGUGAAAUAAAGGAAUUGUUAUUCCUCAUUCAAUAGGUAGAUGAAAAAUAUUAGAGUUCCAACAAAAAGUUGACAAAGGUUAUUAGCUGUAUUUUAGGUGAAAAAAGAAAAAUAAAGUAUACUAAUAGAAGUGAAAAGCCAGAUUUCUAUAAUUCUUGA